Achroia grisella is the source of this 1972-nucleotide messenger RNA. RefSeq lists its product as uncharacterized. NCBI's taxonomy places the organism in Eukaryota, Metazoa, Arthropoda, Insecta, Lepidoptera, Pyralidae. The record is from RefSeq and is a predicted model, not a curated record. The coding region runs from base 103 to 1854 and encodes 583 amino acids. The transcript has a single exon.
UAGCAUUGACCAGUUCUUGCAAUAUCAAAUAUUUUUUACGAAAACUUUAUACCUACCUUUAUAUAUUGCAUAAUGUUUUUCGAAGAUAAAAAUAACAAUUAAAUGUUUCGCACAUUUCUUAUUAUUGCUACUGCUACAUGUACAAUGUCCAGCAAUGUUGGUACCACUAUAUUUUGUAAUAAGUCUAAGUCUGAUUGUUGGAAUCAAGAAGAACUGGCCAAAUUACGAGCUAGAGAAAUGUUUGAACAGCUUAUGCCAUCUCCCGUUACGCCCGACAAAGUUGAUAAGAAGUAUACAAGAGAUACUCUACGGUACUUCCGUGAGGCAUUGCAAAUGGUUCAAAGAGACCAAGAUGUUUAUACUGCAGCCAUACUUAAAGAAGCUUUAGCAGAUACUAUUGGAGGGCAUUUAAGAAGUGAAUUGCUACCUACCGUUCGAUUUGCGUAUUAUGCCGGAUAUAUACCGUAUAGAAGCGCUAGGCAAUUACAUGACUUCUUUGAUGAGCUGAAACGGAGUUUAAAUACUCAAGGUUUAGGAUGGAAACAACCCGAUAAAGUACCACCUUGGUCAAACCUGACCGUUGUUAAAAUUCUGAUAGGGUCUGGAAAAUUCUACCACCCAUGCGGAUGUUUGGUGACUAAACGCGAUUCUAAUUCGUGUAUUCAUUUGCCGUUGCCAAAAUUAGAUGAUUACGAUAGCCCAUCUGCUAUUGCACUGCCAUUCAAAUCGGGCGGUCUAGUGAGUUUAACUUCUCCAAACUCGCAGAAUAUUUUGCUCAAAUAUUAUACUACUGUUUCAAGAUGUAUUUUAGAUAGUUCGCCCAAAGACUGUCGACAUCCCGAUUUUGUAAAUUACAAUAACGAACUGUGGCAUUGGAUGAAGAGAGAUGUCGCACCGCAUUUGAUCGAUGAAAAGCUGUAUGCGGCCUACGGAGGUGUCUUAAGAGUAGCAGCAGCAGUACAAAGUUAUGGUAAAGGUCUUUCACGCCGCAAUCUUUUCCAAUAUGAAAGUGCAGGGUCCUCUAACUGGAAUCCUUUGAAGAUACUUACACAAUCCUUUAUUUAUGUAAAUACAGAUUGGACGCCGCAGUUGUACGUCGGCCUAGUGUUGUUAGCAGCAGCGGCUAUAUAUUUAUUGCAGAUGUGUUACAACUAUAUAUUCGGAGACGGGAAUAACUGCAGAUGUGUAGGUCGGUCGAAGAAAUCAUGGUCUAAAAAUGUCGAGUGCGCCAAUGUGGAUACAAAUGUUCCGCGUACAUUAACAGCGAAUCAAAGGGCCGUUUACUAUAAUGAGAACAAGCGAAUGCACGUACUACCAUCAAAAACAAAAACGUCUUCAGUUAGUACACAGAAAGUUUAUGAUCUGAAUGAGAACACCGAGAAGCUUAUGGACGUGAUAUUAAGCGACGAGGAUUCUGAUAUUGGAUCGCCAUUGCCGUCAAAAAAUGAAAGUGAUGAUAAUAGUAUUGCAGUCGACAUGGGUCCAUCCAAACAGUCGAUAAGCCCUCCUAAAUUAGAGACGUCGAUUGCACAAUUGCGCAUUGACAGGACGCCGGGCACAACUAAACGAAAAGGUAGAUCACAAUACUCGACAAGCACUGUUACGCGGUCAGAACUGACGUACUGUCAAGAUCAAGGAAGUGAAUCUGUUUGGACUGGUACUGAGAGUUGCAACUCCAGCGAGUCGAUCAGCACAAGAAGUACGAAAUCUCGGAGUCGUAAGUCGAGAAGUAGUCGCGACUUAGCGUGGGCUCGACGUGUGAUCUCUAGAAAUUCAGCACAAAGCUUUACUAAAUCCACUACUGGUACUGAACUGGAUAUUAACUCACAUACCACACCACGGUCCCAACGUUAGUUGAAUUUAUUUUAUAAGUAAUUUAAUUCGUAGGAACUUUUAAUGUAUUGUAUUCCUUUAAGAUAUAUUGUAUAAGAACGGUAUAAGAUUUUUAAGAAUUAUAUAAGUCAUUUAAUUA